AUGGCCGACGAAUUCAACUGGGAUAUGCAUACUCAAGGUUGGAUCCUUAGCAGUUUUUCCGUUGGAUAUUUAAGCAGUCUGGUAACAUGGUAUAAGAACGACUCAUUACGUCUAAGUAGAUCGCUGGCGGAAGUGCUGCCAAGAAGUAUGGUGGCAAGCGUGUCCUUACUCUUGCGGUCUUCUUGUGGUCUAUUUCAGCAUUUUUUACACCAUAUUUCGCGUCAUCGUGGCUGGUUAUGAUAUUCUUUCGGUUCCUUCUUGGUGUCGGCGAGGGCAUAGGUAAGCCGUUUCCUCCAGUUAAUCUUGUGCCAGAGGGUUUUGCGUAAUUCUAAUGGUCGCCCACCACAUAUGGUUUUAUUUGACAAAAUAGGUUCCCUGACGACGUAUACGCAAUAGAACAUCAUUUUAUGUCUCACCAGACUUUUUGCUUGAGGUUUGAUUGACGAGGUUUUCUGUACAAGCUAACUUUUAGUGUCUCAUUUCGUUUUACCUUUCGUCAUUCUCGUCAAUCACGCUCUACUACGUGUUCCUGUAUAUAACUGCCGGCUGCUCAUCAUUUUUGAUUGACGAGCAGGGGAAAAUGCCAUAUCGGGCUGCCUGAAUCGUAAAUCAAACCCAGUAAUACGCCCGGUAUUAUAGUAGCUAUAGUCCAACAUAAUCGUGGAACUGAAAACAAACAGUCCGAAUUGAGGCGGGGGAGGGGGGGACUCGACGAGUUACAUCCAUAGCUUAAGUAUUCAGCCAGCUAAAAAUUAUUCGUGAGCUUGGUAACAGUACAGUUAAGACCUUUUGUCGGGAAGGCGAAAGGAGACUGGGAUGGCUAUUUAUCGCUUUCUUUUCCCGUCGGCUUGCAGUUCCGAAGGCACUAACCAGAGAACCUGCGUCUUAAACCUGGGUCCAGUUUCCGUUGGUUUCGGUCGCCCCACCAGCCGAGCCUUGAGCACGCGCAUGUAUUCGAUCAUGUAGGAGUCGCGGUCGCCCACGGCCCGGUUAUAGGGAAAAUUACGGGAUUUACAUUUUGUACUGCGUAUCCUGAAAAGGCGAAACAGUGUUGAGGAUUGUUGCUGUGCGAAGUGGAGGAUAAGGGUUUUCCUCUUUUAUCGAGUCUAGAGAAUCACUUCUCAAGGCACUUAAUCACAUCACUCACUUGAAUAAAUUUUACGCGUCUGAAAAUACAAUGACUAGCCAGGAGUCGUGGCAGGGAAGGCUGUCAACUGGCAGGCUAACUCGAUCGUCAUGGAAGUAUUUCGGAGCGAUCAGAGGACUGAGAGUCAGGCCGCACUGGCUCCUUUAUGUGUCCUUAUGGAACUCUCGCGUGUGAAAUCCGAACCGCCUUUACAGAAGCCAAGUACAUGUAGUGGGGACCAAGUUGUGUUUCACACGCAGACAAGCUAUUUAGCUUCGUCAGCUACUGCACCGCAUCUACCUGCGGUCGUCUGGACUUGGUCGUGCUGUUGGAGCAGGACGACUGAGGGGAUGGGGAGUGCGGUAGAUGUUCCACAAGUCUGUGUCAUUAUAAAACACCUCGUGCUCAAGUUACCGGCACUGAGCUCAUUCCGUGGGUCGAGUGGUGGUCGUCAUUGCCCGCGACUGUUAAAUUGUUAUUACUAGUCUUUGGCGCAUGACUGUCAUUAAUAAUUCCAAAAGAAUGUCAGACAAGCAUGUUUUCGAGAAACUCCCGGACCUAUACGGCUGUAUAGCCGGCUAAUAUCGACGUUGAAAUCGUAGCAGGAUUUAGGUGUUAAUAGCUACUUUGAUGUGUCUGUUAAGAAAGUUUUAGGUGUUACGAGAGGACUUGAAGAACUACCCAAGCCCCCUUUGCACUUUGUACCCAGUUAGUAACUUGCUAUACAGUUGUACAGGCUGGAUGGGUAUUUAUCGAAGAUAUAUUUAUGUCGGUCUUCUUUGGACCUAUAAGCGAUAUCGUCACCUGUGUACUAGGUUGCACUUUAGUCCUAUGGCAUAAGAUGAUAUUUUAUGGGUAAGGUUUAUAUACCGGUUUGUCUGUGUGCCGCAAGUCUAGAUUUGGCCCACUUCCAACUCGGUCCCGAGUGAAAUUAUCGUUUGUUAGAUCUCGUAAACCUACACAGUCGGUGAUUUGCAUGCAGCAUCAACUCCAAGAUUUCAGAUUUAAAAAUAGGGAUCUUCGAUGUUUUGUUGGCGACGGGUCUUUAGUAUCUCUGGUGAGUUGUUUGUUUUUCGCGUUCUGCUUAUGAGGGUUAAGAUUAGAACCGGAUUCUAAGAAACCUACAUUCUACUGUUAAAUCACUAUCAACUUACCCCUUUGUACCCCACUCCGCAUCGGCAGACAUGACAAGGGAUCUCAUGGGCUGAAAUUCAAUCAUUUGUAGUUUUUCUUCUUUUGUGGAUUUGGGAUUUUGACCCAGCGCCGGCAGAUCUGUCACUUUUGCCUUUUUACUGAUUGGCCGAAGUUGCUUCCCUCCUUUGAGACCAUAUCUGAGCCCCUCAUAGCUAAAGACAUCGGGGUCGAUGAAAAGGCCAUUUGCACGCAUCGCAAAUCUGGCAAAUAAAACCUGCCACGCGGUUCGAUUGCCCACGACAACCGUUUCACCUCAGAAUAAACUGCCCUUCCCUCCCCUCAUUCUUCAUAAAAUGUCUCAAGCGGAAGCAAAACAAGACUUGACUCAAAGUUUUAUUCUAUUUAGGUCUUCCGACCAUUUUCCACAUUUUCGCUUAUGCGGUCUCACCUGAGGAGCGCGGCCGGGCUUUCAGCUACCUUAUUGCGAUGGGAUCUAUCGGCCAGACAGUAGCCGGUCUUAUCUGUCCUCAUCUCUACUGGCCGUUGGUAUUCUUCAUAUUUGGCGGGACCGGUCUCAUCUGGGUUGCAGUCUGGAUCCUAUUUACAAAUUCCGUUGGAGAAUGCGGACUAGACGCUCAGGAGUACUUUGCACCACCUCCUAACGUUAGUAUCUGCCCUACACAUAAUGAAAAACUGCAGUCUUGGUAAUUGCGUAGGUAACACUAAGAGCUCUGUUUUCUGUUUUUACUUGCACCUUGUCCCAUAAAUCUAUUGCCGUGCACUUGAAUGUCUUCGCCCCACAGGUCUCUGGACAGUCGACUCCGUGGCGGGAAUGCUUCACCAGACGUCCUCUCUGGGCGAUAUAUUGUGCCCAUUUUAGUAUGAACUGGUCUAACUACAUCAUAAUGCAAUGGUUGCCAACCUAUCUCGUUCGGUUCCUGGGUGGCGGACCGACAGAAAUUAUGCUAACUGCCCUGCCCUAUGUUGCAAAUUCUCUUUGCGGCAUUGGUGAGUAACACUUCUUCAGAGACAAUACUUUUUAGUAGCUGAUGUGUUUUGAUAGACACAUUUUCAAUUUUCACUUUGAAUGCCUGCUCUGCUUAUCAUGCCCUCAAACAACACUCCUUUAAGGGACGAGGAUGCCUGGUGAAAUCGCAUAGUACGGUGCCUCAACAUAUGGUCGUUCCCCUAUCCAUGAAACACGAUAAGUCGAAAGAACCGCGACAGUCCGAAGGCACAAGUUGCCAGACACCACAAGUUGUUGUGUCGUUUUCAUGUCAUAGACAAUCAUGGCGUCCCUAGAAAUGGGUAAUCUUGACCAAGAAAUCUUGUGUACUUGGCUUUUUUCGCUAAACUGUGCGGCUCAUUUAAAGAUGCCUAGUGUUCUAGCCUUACCCAAUGGAUACGUUCAAAUGCCUACAUCCUUGGGUACUUAAUCAUCCACUAAGAAGAGCGUAAUCAUUUUCUUUCCGGUUUGUACUUUUAUCCCUGAUUUCUGAACUUCAACGCCUGCGUUAUUUAUGAACAUCAAAAGAGGAAUACUGAACUACCUCCCGUUAAUGCUUGCUGUCAUGCAGAUUCUGUAUACCUACCGGACUCCUGUAGCUUCGGGCAACGAGUCUCAGAUAAUCUGUUCUUUGGCUCUUAGUAUUUUUCCUCAAUACCUUGUAGCUUCCGGCCACUUUGCAGACAAUCUUGUCCGUCGUAGAUGGGGCGUCCUUUGUGUACGUCGGUUGAUGACAUGCAUUGGACUUGUUGGACCUGGUCUUCUACUCUUUGUUUUUUCCGCAUCAAGUAGCAUCCCCGUGGCGGUGUUGUAAGUCCGAAUAAUUUUUAUUUUCCUCUCUAAGCAAACUUUUAGUUGUUUUAAGUAGGUUUUUUACCCAUGGUGCAGCCAUAUUUUGCAGAAGUUAUUUGUCCUAGUUUAUUCAAAGGGUGCAGUACCGAAUUUCGAAAAAAAACACAUUCAAAGUAGCUCACUUCUUUCCGCAGGCUCGACGUUAGUCCAACUUUGGGGGUCGAAUAGUUUAGAUCUUUUUUGAAACAUUAUAAAACACACUAAAAACGAGUCACAACUCGAGACCAUUGCGUCCUCAUGCCGGUUGCUAUCCACCCCAUGCAGAUCGCAGAUGAAAGAGAGGAUGCUGAAAGGAUAUGGCCGCAUAAGAACGGUUGGAUGUGAGCACUGAAAGGAGCGUGCGACCACCAUGGAGUUGCUUAACUGGCCCAGCAAUGCACACUUAGCGUCAAUAUCCGUUCGAGUUGAAUCCUCAAUGGUGGCUGCAGGACAGCCGGUGUGGUCAUGUAUCGGCAGCGGACCUAAACAGCAGCGCUCACGAACGCAUGUAAAUCUGCUGCCGCGCAUGGUAUGAAAUUCUCAUGGUGCUAGGUGUCAAGGACUUCUUAUAUUAAUUUCGGCAUUUCUGACGGCCCAUUACGUCUAAGCCGUGUAAUGCAUUAUUUGCGAAGUGCAAUAACGCUGUCUACGUUCGGACUUGCACUUUGCCGGCGUCGACUCUAACUCAGUGUUCAGGGGCGUGUCUGGUCAAACACAUUCAUGCUUAGCAACUCGUAGAGAUUUCCCUUGGCCGGCUUUCGAUAGCGUGGUGCUUGAUGUCUCGUUCGGACUGAAUUACAAACGAUCCCCCAAUCAGCUUCCGGUUCUGAACUUUAGAACACAACUCAAAAAGAAACAACUUGGAGAAGACUAUUUAUGUCUCUCGUGGCGCUGGACUUCACUCCCAGUUAAUGGUACUACUGCUGAGUAUACUAUGCCCUCAUUUUCUGACCUUGAGCAUUGACUAACUGGAUGUAGGUCAGCGAGGUUUGCGUUAAAGAUACAAAAAUACGAGAUAAAUCGCAUCACGGCAACUUUUCAUUGCCGUACAAACUUGAAGGGACACACCGAAAUCAGUUAUCUGAGUUACAAUUCAGUUAUUUUCUGACAGUUGUCUGCGUGUGUUGAUAGCAGUGCAGGCAACAUCUCGCAUCUCAAUUCAUUAUUUUCUGACUUCAAAGGAAUUAUUGUUAUAUCCUUUCCCGCAGUUUGAUUUCACUGUCAAUGGGUCUUUCGGCUUGCAACUCCGCAGGCCAUCUGAGUAGCCACGCUGAAGUCGCGCCAAACAACGCAGGAAUUACAUUUGCGAUCAGCAACACUUUGGUACGUCUUCUCACCUCGCUUAUUUUAUGAGGACCAAGCGUUGAGUGAGAAUCUUGGCCGCCAGCUGUAGCCACCACCUACUGCAGGUGUCGGAGCUCAUAAUACGGAAUAUUUAGAUACUUCUAAGAAUAGAAGAGAUUACUUAAGCGAGCUUGCAAUGCUGGUCAUCAGGGGACUUAAUCUCAACUUACCUAGUGGCCUACCUGUUAGCUGAACACCGUUCGAAUGACUUUUGCCAGUUUAACUCGACGACAAACCCCUACUUUAAGCAUCGUCUGCCUUUUUUUUCUAUCGAUUUCAAUGCUUUUGUGAAUCUGGUUACAUUUUCUAGAAAAGAUUCGCGGGACUUUGACUUUCUACACCAUUUUCCUGGUAGUCCCUUCCUUUCAAACUGUGUUCAUUUACUUACGUAUAUUUUGAAACGUCCGCACGUUUGUUCCGAGAGUCGCCAAACUACAUAGUACGAUCAUUCUAUAGAAGCAGCGUCGCAUUUAUCUUCCCGUUCAACGCAUGUAAAUUAUUACGAUAGAUCUGCAGCAUGUCGCUUCGAAUUUUAACCUACAAAAAUACCCUUGUAGACGUGUCAGCAGUUUCCUCAGCUACAUAUUCAUUCAAGACCGAAAUAUUGCCUUUUAAAAUUUAAAGAGGACGCAACUUCUUUAAAAAAUUGGUAUGAAAAUUACACUUGUAUGGUCAUCUUUAGCAGUCCGAGUCAGAAGGAUCAGCGUUCAUCGAGCUACUUUGUUAGAUAUCUGACAUUUAAAAAGCAAUUAUGACUCAUCAGAUACGGUCCAACCCAGGGUACCAUCCGCAUUAUGGAACCUCUCUUUGAGGCUCGCCACUUUGGGCGUCUAGUAGGUCGUAUUUAUAGGCCGCGAACUGACCAUUACUACCCAUAUUUGCCAUCCGGGCAUUUUAGUCACCUGAGGUCCUGCCAUGUGGUUGCGCAAGGCCGCGUAGACCGUAGCAACUACCGUCUCCUGUCUUGUUGGAUAGCCGAAACUUCGCCUCACGAUCUCGAUUGCGCUGAAAUUGAUCUCAAAGCGAAUUUGGGCACCAUGGGAUGCUGCCCGGGAACUCUGCUCCAACCUGUGUACCCCGAGUUGGUCGUGCAUCCUGGUCCGCGUUUAAAAUGGAUUUCAUCAACACACUUGCAUUUCCUUGAAAUGUACUAUAGCCGGCAGGCGAUAGAUGACUUGUUGCCGUUGAGAAUUUAGACUCUGUUCACAUCAAUUUACGGCGUUGUCAAUAUUAAUUGCCUGCCUGUGAGGGCUCUAGGUUACGCCUCAAGGAGUAGGAGGGCGAGCAUGUCCAUAACCUGAUCGGUGAACGCCCUUCCAACAACAGUUAAUAUCUCCGACUACAGUCGAAGAGUAAACAGUUCCGUGGCUCAGUGAUAUAGCCUUGGACUCAAAGAACGCUCAAUAUCUGAAUCCUGACUCGAACCCGAGGUCCUGAAAGUCUGUGGUUGGGUAUGACUACCUGACGACGACUAAUACGCCGAAAUGGUAACCCAAAAUCUGCCUUGUUUUUGUCGGCCUCUCGAAACUAAUUAUUGCCUGCUCAGAUAAACACUGCGUGUUAUGGCGCGAAAUUGCACGGAAUUGCCAGUCAAAAUUGUCAAAGUGAGAGAACAUUACUCGUUUCUUAAAACGGGCUAGUUUUCCAUACCUGGUCCCACCUGAUGUGCGCAGACAGAAAAUUAGGCCUUCGAGUUUCAGAAGAUGCCUGACACAGGCUUUUCCCACUUAAAUUAAUACUUUCUAGUAGCGAAAUGCUCCCAAUUACUCGUCUUACCUGCGACUCUUAUUAGCCCAGGAAACUACCCUAGUAUGAUGUAGCGUGGGUAUUUAGCCACAAUAUGCCGUUAUUCUGUAGUAAAAUAGCUCGGAAAAGUACGCUGAGUAAAGGACUUCUUAUGUUAUACCAGCCUAAUAGCCAGAAAUAAGAUCUCACAUACCUCCUACGAAUCAAUCGAAUUUUCGCCAUCCCGUCCUGAGCCUCGUCACUUACUGUCGAAGUCUGUCGCAGAGGGACAUGUGGUUUGCCGAUUUUUGGAGGACCGUAAGACCUGCCAUAGCUCCCUUCGCGGGUUUUACCACACAGGGGUCUUUAUUGAUGAUGGUUUCACGGUUUUUGCCUAUAUCAGAUUCUUGUUAAUCUUUGAGACUAACAGAUCGUUUAAAUCACAGGGUGUGUGUGCGGCUUGCUCCGGUAGUCUACCCUGUCUAGAACGACUGUUGGCCAAUCUUUGUUAGCGGACAGGUUGAAUAUCUCAGCAUCUUCGACUUCCAAGGUGUUGUGCUUCUUUGUUAACACUGAGCUCUUAUAUUGCAUGAGGGAAAUUUACUUUUGACAGAACUCUCUCGACUCGCUGACUGAGUGGCCGACGACCCCUUGUUUGUCUGCGGCAUCUUCUUGACCUCCUGUAUUUGACUGGCUUCAAAGACUGCUGCCCCAUUUUCGUCUGAUGAGCAUUCAUGAGUUUCCCAGGUCGCCUGAUUAAUUCUGAGGGCGGGGGCGAGGUCCACUGAACGUCCGUAUGACAUCUUUUGUCCCUCAUCAACGAAUGGCUGUAACGAUUUCGCCGAAGAAAAGUCGUUUUGGAGGCCUUAAUUAGUCACUUCCACUACACGAUUGUCUCGCCGGAGCUGAAUCUGUUUAAGCGUCAAAAAAUGCCAGUAUAUUUCAGGACGUGGUUGUCAGGAUUUCUUCCUGCUACUGCCUUCCAAAUAAUUCUAGAGUAGAUUAUAUGGAAACGGUCGUGAUCCUCCACUUGGUCUCGAUAGACUGUCCUGGUCUCAUUUCAUAAUUUAGCAUUGCCGGACGGCAUUACCUUGCAUAAUUCACUUCUUGCUAAGAGUGCCACAACAAUUCCAAACGGGAGAUUACAGCCUUCCCAAAGCUUGGCUUGAUUUUUAGAUAAAGCUGUAAUUUCAUCGUCAAUGGUAAUACACGAGAUGGUGCUUCGCAGGAAUUACAAAUUAUCCGCACCUGCGAGACGCCGGUAAUUCGCAGUGAUAAUUGAACGGACUGUCGUCAGAAAGCGAAGGCCAUGCCCUUGUCUUUGGCGAGUUUUGUAGAGACGUUUAUGCUGAGAACCGUCUUCUCUGUAGGCGUAGAUGCCAAGGCGCUUAUCCCAGUAAACUUUCAUUGAUAUCCCUGAGAGGAUAAAGCCAAAGGAAUGUGGGGUGAGGACUCAACUCGACUUCACUCAUUUUUUGGUGGGGACAACUGAAUUAAUCCGUUGUAGAUAAGACGGACACGCAUAGUGUGCUGGAGUUGCCUUAACCAUCAGUGAUAAUUUUCCUAGCCACCAAAAUUAUAAUAAUCCAUUGUCCAUUUUUGUUCGCCAUGUGGAAGGCUUUUAAGAGGUUGACUAAGAUAGAAUAGAGGUCUGACAGUAUUUCUUGGUACUUCACUUGCAGUUGUCGACGCCCAAGAUGCAGUCGGCAUGUCCACGGUGUUUAUGGAAUCCGCACCGCGUCUCUGUCAGGAGCUCUUGUCCCAGAGACAACGCAUUUUGCGUCUUGAAUCCGUUCUAUUUUUUCUUGAUAUCAUAAUCUUCCAUAGGCUGAAUUUGAUUCAACUUGUUAUUCAUCCUACAAGCCAGUUGUCUCCCGCCUUUAGUCUUGUCCAGCGAAGUUAUGUUUAGCUUAUUUGACGUCGUUUCACCCUAUGUCUUCCCUGCAGUUAGACUUGCAGCUUGCAGGCGGCCCGGCAUUCGGCACCAUGCUGCCUCAAGAUUUAGGUCCUGGCGAGCAUGCAGUCCGGGUGUAGUCAGUAACACGAAUACAAGAUUUUUCGUCCAGUACGUAAUUGGCCGACCGCGGUCUUUCUAUCAUAUUCAAUGACGCUCCCAGGUGUAUAUGUAGUUCUGACAAAACACCAGUUCAAAUCGGUUUGUUUUUGGGCCGUAAAAGUUUCAGCGUUGUUUUCUAAGUCAUCCGUAAGAGCGAGUUGUCGUUUUUGGUCAAAUCUCAUCCGGUGGCACUCAGCCUUGAUGAAGGUCCUCUCUUCUGGAUGACUUUCUCCUCAGAUGCAUACGGUGUGUCACAUAAAUGAAUAACAUGAAUGACCGCUACAUCUUUAGCAUGAAAGACACGUUUUCUGGAAGGCGUAUUUUGGAAAUAAUUCUGUGGUUGCCGGACUACUAUUAAUUAUGAUAGGAAGACGAUUGACCAGAAUUUUUCUGUAAUUCACUUUUUUUUAAUCUGAGAGUGGGAGUGGCCUUGCCUCCCACCUGAUGCGUAUGAUGUCAAAAUUGUUGCUAAACUUGAAGGUGCUACCGAAUCCUAUUUAAGUACAAACUUUUGUAGGCUUGUUUAUGAUUACAUCUGUUGAUUGCACUUUCGUCUCCCAGGCCACAAUACCCGGAAUUCUCUGUGGUCCGCUGACAGCUCACUUGGUAGUUCAGUCAAACGGCCGUUGGUUUCCGGUUUUCAUUCUAGCCGGCUUUGUGAACAUUGUUGGUGCGGUCGUCUACGCGGGCCACAGUUCCGCCACACCGGUGAUCUGA
Messenger RNA from Spirometra erinaceieuropaei, 9939 nucleotides. The record is from the annotation of a GenBank genome assembly. Lineage: Eukaryota; Metazoa; Platyhelminthes; Cestoda; Diphyllobothriidea; Diphyllobothriidae.